AAACAAGCGUCAACAGGAGCAGCGACAACGUUUCUCCCCAAAGACUCAGGUUCUGAGCCUCAUGGCCGGAUCUAAAGAGCGCCCGGCAGCCAGGACCAGCUUCAUCCCGGAGCUACAGAGCAUGAUGUUCGCUCUGGGCGAUGCUCGCCGGCCGCUGCACGAGACGGCGGCGCUGGUGGAGGACGUCGUGCACACGCAGCUCAUCACCAUGCUGCAUCAGGCCUGCGAGGGGGCGUCGCUCCGCGGGUCCAGGGUCAUUUCAGCCGAGGACAUCCUGUUCCUGAUGAGGCGCGACAAGAGGAAGGUGGCGAGGUUAUUAAAAUAUCUCCAGUUCAGAGAUUAUAAAUCCAAACUACUCAAAACUCUGGAGGAUGAAGACGUGCAUCAGGACACCGACAGGUCGGCCGCGCCUCCAGGUGGCGUUGCCGGCGGUAACCAGCGGAGGCAGCGAUUGGCCCAGGACUUCCUGAUGUGGAUGGAUCAGACUGGAGAGCUCCUCUCAUUGGCCGAUAGGCAGGAAGUGGACCCCGUCAAACAGGAGCGGAUGGAGCGUUUAGAGCGUCAGACCCGAGAGAUGGACCAGGGCCAGUACUCCGAGUUCUGUGAGAGUCGGCAACUCAGCUUCGCCAAGAAGGCGUCUAAGUUCCGCGACUGGCUGGACUGCAGCAGUCUGGAGCUGAAGCCCAACAGCAUCUCCAUGGAGAUCCUGUCCUACCUGGCCUUUGAGACGGUCGCCCAGAUUGUGGAUUUGUCUCUGUUGGUAAAGCAGGAAAUGACUGCACAGACGAAUCCCAUCAGUCAUGUGAUCUCUACCAGCUACAUCCAGUACAACACUCACACUGAGGUUAAGAAGGAUCCAGACUCCCCUGAAGCCACGCCCCCUUCUACUCCAGGCUCCUCCCACUCGUCAAAGCCCCUCCCACAGGGUAACGGCAGCCUGGACGGCCGGGCGAGGCAGAGGAAACGCAAAAAGAGCUGUCCGGCUGCAGUGGAGCCUCCCAGUGGAGCCAUCCAGCCCGGCCACGUCCGAGAGGCCAUCAGAAGAUACAGCUACAGACACACGAGUGCCUAUUGGAGGAGGGGGAUGGUCUUCCUCGCCUGCUGAUUGGAGAAGAGGGACGGUUUGCAGGAAUAACUUUUUGUUCUUCUGUUGUAAUAAAAACGUCAUUUUUUUUUGAAAAACAAAUAAAAUACUUGAUGCAGUGUC
Molecule: messenger RNA, 1207 nt
Organism: Pseudoliparis swirei
Lineage: Eukaryota; Metazoa; Chordata; Actinopteri; Perciformes; Liparidae
Gene: supt3h
Product: SPT3 homolog, SAGA and STAGA complex component
Exons: 12
Coding region: 62-1105 (347 amino acids)
Biological process (GO): transcription by RNA polymerase II
Molecular function (GO): protein heterodimerization activity; transcription coactivator activity
Source: RefSeq, a predicted model, not a curated record